AUGGCACAGCACGCCGGCGUGGGCGAGCAAUGGGACCUGGCCGGCAAGGUUGCGGUCGUCACGGGUGGUUCUUCAGGCAUCGGUAAGGCGGUGGCAGAGGCGCUGGUGCAGGAGGGCGCACGCGUCGUGGUGGCCGACCUGCAGGAACCCACCUCGCCCGAGCUCAAGUCCAGCGCCAUCGUCUUCUCCAAGUGCGACGUCACUCGCGCUGAAGACAUUGCGGCGGCGAUCGCCACAGCCAAGAAGAAGUGGGGCAGGUUCGACAUCAUGGUCAACAACGCUGGCAUUUCGGGCGGCCUGGGCUUCGCAUUCCCUUUCCAGCAGUCCGCAGCCGUGUGGCGCAAGGUGGUGGACAUCAACUUGACCGCUGUGAUUGAGGGCACCCAGCAAGCCAUUUGCGCCAUGGCGGACAACGAGAAGGGCGGUGUGGUAAUCAACGUAUCGUCGAUGGGCGGCCUCUUGCCCAUGCCCCAGUCCCCCGUGUACGCCGCCGCCAAGGCCGGCGUGGUGAACUUCACCCGCUCCCUGGCCGCUUUCGGCAAGUCCAACGGCAUCCGCGUCAACGCCAUCUGCCCGACGUUCACUGAUACGCCGCUCGUGCGCGAGAGCCCCGACGAAGUGGUGGAGGGCCUCAAGCGGGCCAUUGGGGGCAGUCUGCUGACGCCGCCGGAGGUGGCGCGGGGCGUGGUGGAGCUGGCGACCGACCCCGGGCUUGCUGGCGCUGUCAUGCGGGUAACGGUGCGCGGUGGCCGUGACCUGUGGCAGCCCUCGACGGCUCCCUCGCCCAAGUCAGCGAAGUCUCACGUGGCUGCCCGUCUGUGA
Acanthamoeba castellanii str. Neff is the source of this 822-nucleotide messenger RNA. RefSeq names its product oxidoreductase, short chain dehydrogenase/reductase superfamily protein. Lineage: Eukaryota; Discosea; Longamoebia; Acanthamoebidae. The coding region runs from base 1 to 822 and encodes 273 amino acids. The record is from RefSeq and is a predicted model, not a curated record. Gene Ontology annotation, molecular function: oxidoreductase activity, acting on the CH-OH group of donors, NAD or NADP as acceptor. The transcript has 7 exons. Gene Ontology annotation, cellular component: cytoplasm.